ACCACAGAUUAAUGCCAACAAGGCGUUACAGUUAAAGUUAGUGUAUUAUUAUAUCAAAACACAGAAAAUAAAAUGACAUUCGUGUCUAAGUGCUUUCAUAUGAAAUUAAACAUCAGUGCUUUGUUACAAUGAUUUUGCAGUCAAACUCAAAAGCAUACAUGUGUUGUGUUCUGCAGCUAUGAGUGCAUUUUAAUUUUAACAGCAUAUUCUUGUAAAUGUCAUAAAAAGACAUAACAGAUAUAUACUCUACAUGUUAGUGUUUAAACUUCUUUUAAAUAAAAAAAAAAUAUAUAUAUGUAUAUACUGUAUAUACUAAAAUUCAUUUGGGGAUCAUUUUAAAGGUUAAACUAAAAAAAAAAAGUGUUCUUCCUGCAGAUUUGCAUUAGCUUUCAUUACCCUGUGACAGAAGGUAUAACGGAUGACUGGCCUGGAUAUUCAGCUUCCAAUAGUUUGGAAGAGCUUCUCCGAAACAUGGAUAUUUAUCCACACAUACAUCAACAGACGUAUGUUACAAAAUAAACUACAUUUUAAAAGCUUAAAAAGGUAAAAAGCUUCAGUAAGGCAUUAUCUUCACUCUUUGUUCAGCUUCAUAUUCAUUUACAGUGUCCUCUCUAGGUCUACUGCCCAUGUAACAUGGUUGGACACAGUUAUAACAGACGAAUAAAAUCACUGUGGUGGCACAUCAGAGUCCGGGCAGAUCUCUCUGGCCACACCAUGGAUGCUUUUCCUUUUCUUCCAGUGCAAGUGUCUGUAGAUGGAGUCAAAAACUGCCACCGUGUAGUGUGCAAACAGGCUUGUCCACUUCACUGCAUCCACCAUCCACUGCACUGAGCGUCCAGCAAAUGCCACAAACACUGUGGUGUAGUGUGCCAGCAGCAAAAGGCUCCUCCCCAACUGCUUGCAAUGGUUGAUGAGCAGGUGGACUCUUUGAUCAUGCCUUACCAUUAUUAUAAUUUGCUCUGUAUUGCUCUACAAACAGAUAUGAUUUUUUUUUAAUACCAGUCUUCGUUUUCUUAGUGUAUAUGUUUAUGUAGAUACUCCCCGACGAGCAGUAGGCGCUUGUAAAUUUGCACACAGUCCCUUACACACGUAGCUCCCGGUCGUCCAAUCAGAGCAGAGGAAGUUUUGUUUCCGGGAAUGUUUGGUGAUGUGGCUCUGCUCUGAAAUCCAUCCGAGGAAAUAUAUCAAAUAAAAACCAGACACAUUUACCUGGAAAGCACUCGUACAGUGCCAUCUUUAUGUUAAGCCGUCUGGCCACAGUCCUCCAGGAGCUCUCUGGAGAGGAGGGCCAAGAUGGAGAACAGCAGGGCACGCUAGUGCCUCAGCUCCCUUCUGAUGACGGUCAGGCUCCAAUGGGGUCAGAGGUACCUGAGGAGGCCAUGGAGAGGCUGGCCCACCUGGAACAACUGGUGGUCCAACUGAAGGAGCUCAUCCGAGACAAAGAUACCCAGCUCCUCCAAAAGGACACUGAGCUGACCAACAAAGAUGCUCAGCUUAAGAACGAGAGAGAAGAAGCUGAGGCCCGUUUCACCAAACUCAAGCUGCAGGCCAAAGCCAAGAUGGCGUCGCUCACAAAACAGAUAACUGAGCUAAAAGGACAAGAAGGCACAACACAGAGUCCAGACAGCUCUUUCACUGGAGCCGGCGCUGCAGUCGAAGAGGAGCUCCAGGAGCUGAAGAAGAAGCUGAGCGAGGAGGAAGCCAGGAGCCGGGAGCUUGAAGAGCGACUUCUGGCCUCUGAGCAGCUACUACAAGAGAAGGAGGUUGCCCAUGCUGAACAGCUGCAGAAACUGCAGGCGGUGGUCUGUGAGAAGGACGUGCGUUUCCAGGAACAGAUUCAGAAACAUGAAGAGGAGCUGCUGAAGGCAACCGUGCAGUCUCAGGAUGAGGGCAAGCUUCAGAAGGCCCUGCAUGCAGCUCAGCAGCGCUGUGAGGAGCUCGAAGAGGCCCUGAUGUCUCGUGCAGGAGAGCUGGAAAUGCUGCAGCAGGAAGUGAGCAGUGCUGAUCAGCAGAAACAGAUCCUGACUGGUCAGUUCCGGCAGAUGGAGCAGGAGCUGGCGGAGGCCGCCAAGCUGAGGGAGGAGGAGAAGCAGCAGUGGGCCGAACAGGCGAGCAGGGCUGAUGCAGAACUCGCGGGUCUUCGAGCCAGCCUGGAGGCCCUGGAAAGAGAGAGAAUGGAGGUGGUGAAGCAGGAGAGCGAGCUGGCCUCCCUGAGAGAAGCAGAGCGUGCGAGUCAGGAGGCGCUGGAGAAGGAGAAGAUGGAAGUCGCCAGAUUGCAGGCAGAGCUAACUGUGAUGAAAGAAGCUGAGCUUGUAGCCACACAAACAAGUGAGAGAGACAGGGUGGAAAUCGCUCGGCUUGAAGGGGAGCUUUCGUCAGUGACAGAGGCAGAGUCUGCAGCUGUCCACGCCAGGCAGGACGCCUCGGAGAGGGAGAAAUCUGAAGUGGAAAAAUUGGAGAAAGAACUUGCUUCCCUCAGGGAAGAGCAGGAAGAUAUGCAGAAGAAGGGCGAGCUCUUCACUGAAAUCUGGAAGCUUCUACAUUCUCUGGCUGAAGAAAAUGUGAGCGAGGAGAUCCCUGUCCCCGUUGACCCGUCUCAUCUCCUGGGCACCGUGCACUCCAUCGAAGCACAAAUGACGAGACUGAAAGACAAAUGCAGUGCAAGUGAGGAACAAUGUGCCCACCUCACUCACAGCAUGGAAACUCUGCAGGAACAACUUGAAAGAAAAACUACAGAACAGGAGGAGACCAACACUAAGAUACAGCAGCUGGAGCAGCAAAUUGUAACUAUGUCGGAGAGACAAGAAGCGGCUGAACCAACACAGGAUUCAUCUGAAGCUGAAAAAGCACACAUACUGGCCCUGGAACAGCAGCUGCUGGAAAAAGACAACGAGCUGGUUGUUUUGCGAGAAUCCCUCAUACUUGCUAAUAAGCAAAGCUUAAGUGAGCUUUCACCAAAUGAAAACUGUGAUCAGACCCCAGAUCAGGUUGAGGAUGCUGUUACGGCUCCCCUCGAUAGCUCUGCAGCCCUUUCUGACUUCAUGGCAGACACCCAAGAAGAAGAGAGCACUUUAGUUGCUGGGGACACCUCUGUUCUCUCCAUUUCUGCUGAGAAUCAGAGCAGUCCAGAGCUAAUAGGAAACCAGUCAGAUUCCCCAGAGGAAUCCAAAGGCACCUCAUCCGAUGAAAUGGUCGCCAGUAGUGAUUCAGAGGUGGCUCACAGCAGCUGGACACUCCUGGAAGCUGUGAAUCAAGAUGGAGGUCAAGAAUGGCCCUCCAUCGUCCAGGACUUUGGUCAGUCGUGGGUGGCGACAGGCAUGGAGCAAGAAACCACCACAGUUCAAGUCGAGUCCUCAUCUGUCGUCAUCAGAGAGACAGUUCAGGUUCAUGUAAGUCAGCAGAGUUCUUCCUCCUUGUCCCAUGAAGCCAGUGCUCACUCUGGCCAGGUCUUCGCUCAGGCCUUAGCUGAGGAGCUCCAAAAGAGGUACAGUGAACUUCUGGCUGAGCUGCAGAGGCUCAGAGAGACAGCUGCAGAGUCACAGGAGAAAAUAAAGAGUCUGGAAGAGGAAACAGAAUCCCUAAGUGCUGCUAAAGAAGAGGCUGAGUCCAAGGCUGCGAGUUUAGCAGAGGAGCUCGGUUCAGCCAGAGAGGAGCUAGAUAAACAUUCCCAGGAAAGCAGCUCUGUAGCGAAGAAGCAGAGCGUUGAAUUUCAGCUUCUUGAAGAACAGAUAGACAUUUUAAACACUGAGAAUAAAACCAAGGAAGACCGAUUUCAGGCUUUGCAGACAGCUCUGGAAACGGCCCAACAUGCUCUCUCUGAGCAGGAGGGUCAGGUUAGGAUGCUCAGCACUCAGCUCGAGGAAAGAGAACUCCUCGCCUCUGAGCUGGAGAGGAGGCUUCAAGACAUGGAAAGCAGCAUGUUGGAAUACUCCCAGACAUCAGAUCUCAACACUGAGUCUUUGUCAAAGAAGGACUCUGAGAUUAGCGAGUUACAGCUUCGUCUCAAUCAGAAAGAGCAGGAGAUGCUGGAGCUCAAUGACAGCAUGUCUGCUAGACUCCUUCAAGCAGAAGAAGAGAAGUUCCAGAUUGACAGUGAGAUGAACAAACUGAAGGAGAAGAUGGAAGAACUUCAGAAGGUUAAAGAGGAGGAGAAACAGCAAGAGACCACUGAAGACUCACCUGUCCUUGUAGACGAUGAAGUUGCUUGCUUACGGCAGGAGAAAGAAGUCAUGGAAAAGCAGCUGACAAACACAAAGAAGAAGCUGCAGGCAGCACUUGUGCAGAGAAAAGAGCUCAUGAAGAAGGUUUCUGACUUUGAGGCAGAAGCGAAGAAAUGGAGCAAGAGGGAUGAGGCAGCAACGGGAGAAAUUCCUGAAAAGUCAGAAGGACACAAGAUUGAGGAGAUGGAGGUAAAACUUGUGGAGCUCGAGCAAGCUUUAAGAUCCAAAGAGGAGGCAGUUGAGAGUCUUGAGCAAAAAAUAACAAAGCAGGACCAAGUUCUCGCUGAGACUCUGGCUUUGAAUAGAAAGCUAAGUGAAGAAGCUGAGAUUUCUCCUGAAACAACCGCAUUACAAUCUCAGGUGACGUAUCUCGAAGCAGAGUGUGAAACGCUGCAGAAGAAGCUUCAAGAGGUGCAAGAGUCUCGCAAAGAAACUAUCCGUAAGGCAAAGGAAAAAGACCGGCACCAUCGCGAACAGCUCAAGCAGCAGAAAGAGGAAUACAGUGGCCUUAUGGAGCGUUUUGAGGUCCAGAGCAGUGAACAGAAAGUUCUUCUCACUAAACUGAGAGAACUAGAAGGAAAGGUGAGUGAUGAAAGAGAAGAUCCGACUCCUCAAGAACCAAAACACAGGGUGGAAAACAUGGAAAAGCCUUCGGGAAAUGUUUGGGUCCAGGAGGACUGGGUUGAUUUUGCUUCACCUGAGACUGAUUCAUCACAACCGCAGUCCAGCGAUCCAUGUCAGCCUACGUCUGAGGUCCUCUCUGAACAAAUGGAGGAUUCUCUGAAAACUCUCAGAGAGGAGAUCCAGACUCUACGGACAGCAGGUGAGGAACUCGAGAAGCAGCUGCAGGAAACCCAGGCCAGCCUGUUGCAGAAGGAUACUGAGUUAUUGGAAGUGGGCAAAGAGCUGCAAGCACUCAGAGAAAAGGAAAGGCAGAUUGAUGCACUUUCUGCAGAAGUUGAUGACCUCAGAGAGAAGUAUCGCCAAGCCGAGUCUCACGCUGAAGCCCUAAAAGCAGAAAUGGACGCUGCAGCCAAAGCAGCAGCCGCAGAGUCCUCGUCUUCAGUCGCAGCUCUUCAGGAUGAAGUCGACAGCUUCAAGCAGUUUCUCGACAACAAGAAUGUCGAGAUAAUGGAGCUCAGUCAGCAGCUGAGUGAGCAGAACAUACUUAUAAAUUCUAUGCAAGACACAGUGGCCCAGAAGGAUCAGCUGAUAGCUUCAUUACAGGAUGAGCUGAAGGCCGAAAAGGAAAAGUCACACAAGUUAGAGGUUGAGGUUCCACAGAAGCAAGAAGAGGACAAAGACAGCGAGGAGAAAAUCCAGCAGCUUCAACGAAAGCUUCAGGCUGCUCUGAUCUCUCGCAAAGAGGCUCUUAAAGAGAACAAAACCCAGAAGGAGCAGCUCGCUUCGACCGAGAAGGUUAUAACUGAGCUACAGCAGAAAAUUGAAUCUGCUGAAGAUGAGCUGGAGAAGCUGAGAGCUGAAAGAGUUCGACUGAUUGAAGAGGUUGACCGGACAUUAUUGGAGAACCAAAGUUUAGGAUCCUCGUGCGAGAGCCUCAAGCUGGCAAUGGAAGGUGUACUCAAUGAGAAAGAUGCCUGCAAGAGAGAAGUGGAGCUGGCAAAAGAAGAAGCGGCCAGAACAUGCAGAGGAUGGGAGGAAAAGGUUCAGACCAUGAAGGAUGAGUACGAGACACUUCUCAAAUCUUAUGAAAAUGUGAGCGAUGAGGCGGAGAGAGUGAGACGAGUCCUGGAAGCUGCGAGGCAGGAGAGACAGGAGCUGGCGGCAAAAGUCAGGACUCAUGAGACGGCAAGGCAGGAAGCUGAAAGACAAGUGGAGGAAGCGCAGAAGGAGGUCAGUGCAGUGAAGGAUAAAAUGAGAAAGUUUGCCAAAACAAAGCAGCAGAAAAUUUUAGAGUUGGAGGAAGAGAACGAGAGGCUCAGAGAGAUCCAAGAAAAGCCGUCAAUAAAACAAGAAGACAGAGCUCCUGGGGAUGAACUUGAGCAGCUUCAAGAGGAGCUGAGAGCUUUGAAAGCUGAGCUACAUGCUACAGUGGCAGAAAGAGACUCUUUAGGGCAGCGGAUUGAAGGUCUGAGGGAAGAACUUGCCCAAAUGAGAGAAAAGGAAGAGGUUGUCAGUGCCCAGAAAUCAGAUGCAAGUACGAUGACAACAGAGCCUGCUGAGAUUCAGAAUGAGGACAAAGAAAAACCAGUAACGCCAGAAGAGAUUCAAGAUGACCAAAUAGUGGCAGCAACUGCAAAAGAAACCCAUUCGCAACCUGUCGAAGAAAAUGAAAAAGCAGAAAUGAGUGAAAAAGCUCAGAUGCUACUGGAAAAUAAAAUGAGGGAGGUCGAGGCUGCUUUCACCACUGAGCGGGAACAAUGGCAGGAGCGAGAAGCUGAGCUCAAAGCUGAACUGGCCUCUCUCGAGCGACAUCUCCAGGAGAGUAAGGAGAAGGAGAGCCUCUCAGUCUCCUUAGAGAAGUGCCUUGAAGAGAGCAAAGAAAGAGAAAAGAGUCUGAUUGAAGAGGCUUCAAAGAGGGAAACCCAGUUCAAAGAACUCCUCAGAAGUCUUGAAGCCGAAAAAGAUAAUCUGGAGGAGCGUCUGAUGAACCAGCUGGCUCAGCUCAAUGGAAGCAUCGCUGGCUACCAGCAGGAGGCAGCUGAGAACCGGGAGCACCUCACCGAGCUGCAGCGGGAGCUCGAAAGGUUAGAGAGGGAAAGAGCCGAACUCGAAGCUGAGGCUCGGAGCGAGAAAGACCGAGCUGCCAGGCUGGAAGAGGACAUGAGGCAGGCCCAGCGGGAAAGAGCUGAGGCCGAAGCAGAGUCUGGUAAGCAGAGGGAGCUGGAGCAACAGCUGAGGUCUGCUCAGAGGGUCAAAGAAGGCAGCCAGAGCAGAGCACGACAGCUGGAAGAACUGCUGAGGGAGAAACAGCUGGAAGUCCGUCAACUGCAAAAAGACUGCAUCCAGUACCAGGAGAGGAUCAGCGAAUUGGGAAGAGAAGCAAAGGCGCUGCAGAUAGGUCACAGUGAGCUCUGCAACAAACUGGAAAAGUCCCAGCUGGAGGCCUCCAAAACUCUAGAGAACCUGAAAAGAACUGAAGCAGAGGUUGCUAGUAAUAAAUCCCAACUAGAUGAGGCCCAGAAACAGGCGAGCGAGGCAUUAGCUGCCAAAAAGACCAUUGAACAGAGCAUCCAGCAGAGAGAGGCUGCUCUAAAAGCUGAAGCAGAGGAAACCCUGGACUCUGUGAGAUUCAGGCUGGGAGCUGAGCUGAAGGAGAUGGAGCUGAGACUGGAGGAGGCUUAUAGAGAAAGGGAGAAGGAGGAGGAAGCUACUCUGGAGGCCAGAGAGAUAGCAGAAGACCUUGAGAGAAGAGCCCAGGAGACGCAGGCUCGUCUGGAUGAGUCUCUGGCCAGGUUAGCUGCCUUCUCACGCUGCAUGUCCUCCCUGCAAGAUGACCGGGACCGAGUUGUGGACGAGGCCCGGCAGUGGGAGAGUCGCUUUAAUGGUGCCCUGCAGGCGAAGGAGGCUGAAGUUCGAGAGGCUGAAACACGUGCCAAAGGCCUCACGGAACAGCUUCAGAAAGAAACAGCACUGAAAGAGGAACUGCAAGUCACAGUUGAAAGGUUAGAGAAAGCAGACAAGGAUUGGCAGCUAAGAUUGGAAGAAAGGGGGAAGAAAAUCACAGAGACCCAAACUGCUCUGGAGGAGGAGAAGAAGAAGCUUCAGCAAACCGCAGCUGAAUUGGAGUCUGCACAAAGUGAAGCUCACACCUUGAAAAAUGAAAUGGAGAGUCUUCAUCAGAGACAUCAGGCUCUGGAGGAGGCCGUGGGUAGGCUCCAGGGCGAUGUCGAACAGGCCAGGUUGGAGCUACAGGAGAGGGAAGCAGAGGAGAGACGACUUUGUCUGAAUGUGGAGCAGCUGGAGACGGACCUGCGAUCCUCCAAAGCGCUGACAGAGACCUUACAGGCUGAGUUAAAUGAGAAGGAAAGGAGAGAAGUGGAAAUGCUUGGAGAGCAGGAGCAGGCUGUUGCUCAGGCUGCAGACGAGGCAAGGAAAGAGGCCGACAGCAGGGCACGAGAAGCUGAGGAGGAGCUCGAGCAGAGAAGAGGAGAAGUGCGUGAUCUGGAGGAAAAGCUGCGAAAAGCUGAGGAAGAGAGCAACAACAGAAAAGCCAGGCUGGACUCUUUCACAAAGGCAAUGGGCUCCCUGCAGGACGACAGAGACAGAGUCCUCAACAUGUACAAGCAGCUGGAAGAGAAACACUUACAGGUGAUGAUGGAGAAGGAUGGUUUAAUCCAAGAGGCGGCAGGAGAGAAUAACAGCCUUAAGGAGGAGCUGCGCUCUCUGCUGGUCCAGAGAGACGACUUGUAUGCUGAAAGGGCCCAGCUGUCUGCUCAGCUUUAUGGAUAUCGAGAUGAACUUAAACAGGUUUUAAGCAUGAAGGACUCCCAACACAAACAGCUUUUGGCAGCCCAGAGGCAGCGUAUUGUAUCUUUAGAAAAGGAACGAGAGGAGUUGGAAAGUCAGUUAAAGAGCCUCAGCACAGUCAAAGAGACCGAAGUGGUGCACAAGGUCGAGAGCGAGACUCUUAGUCAGGCAUCUGAGAGGAGGCCUGCAUCACAGGUGAUGGAUGCACCUGGUGCAGAAGUUGAGAAGCUUAGGGAGCAGCUGCAGGCAGCAAGAGAGCAGGGGGCGGCUUUGGAAGAGACUUUACAUAGAGAGAGGAAAGAGCACGAGAGCAAGAGCAAAGAGCUAGCAGAGCUGCGAUGGGAGGGAGGGGUGAUGCGGACAGAGUCAGAGAGCGCUCAGGAGAGGGUGGCGGAGCUGGCCCGAGACCUGCUGGCUGUUGAACAGAAGCUGCUGGAGGAGAAAGAGGUGACAGAGAAGCUGAGACAGGAGAAUCAGUCGUUCUCUAAAGCCAUGGCUUCCCUCCAGGACAGCAGGGACGAGGCAGUGAACAAGGUCCAAGAACUGAACCACAAACUGGAGGAGAUGAGCAAGGCAGGGGGCCACACAGCACACAGCGGCUCUGCAGGCUCCACUGGAGAAGUGUGGGGUCUGAAGAACGCACUACAGGCCCUGCAGAAUGACAGGGAGAGGCUGCUGGAGCAGCUUAAAGCCCAGGAGUCUGAGCUGAAGAAGCAGAAGUCAGAGCUGGCUCGGCUGGGAGCAGGAGAGCUGAUUAAAGUCAGCCAGGAGCUGCUUGAGGAGAAGCAGAAGAGCGAAGACAUGCUGGGUGUCAUAACGCAGCUGGAGAACAUGGUGGAAAUGGGCAAGCAGGAAAUAGAAACACUCAGGCUUGAACGCAGUGAUUUGAUGGCUCAAGCGGAGCAGCUGAAGCAGCAGACUCUCGCCACGCUGUCAGAGAGGGACCAACAACUGAAGCAGCUCACCGCCAUGCUGGAAGAGACCCGGGUGCAUAAACCCAAACUCCAGCAGGAGCACUAUCAGAGAGAGGGCGCAGAGGUGCUCUCUAGCGCUCCUGGCGCCCCUCAGGAGCGCAGCAGCCUAAUCGAGAGCCACACCUACAUGGCUGAGGUCAAAGAGCUACAGCGGAGACUGGAUGAAGAGACGCAGCAGAGGAUGGCUGUCGAGGAACAGCUGAUGGCCACGCAAGACCGACUCAAACGCCACGGCCAGGCUAAAUGGCACUCUGCACUGGACGGGGAUUCCUCGGAGACUGCCGUUUUUAUCGAGCCGCCGGAAGGAGCUGUCACUCGAACCCGGAGAGGCGGUCCCGGUUUGAUGCGGAUGCUCCGAGUGGCCUUCUGCUCCCGUCAGCGCACGCCUCUGCUGCUCAGCCUCUACCUGCUCACUGUGCACGUCCUGCUGCUGCUGUGUCUGGGUGGAUACCUCUGAAACCAGCUCCCUUUAUAAUAAACCUGACAGAUAAGACGUGGGGAGAAACUGUAAUGUGACCCAAACCAUCGCUAUGAUUUAUAUUGUUACAGGAAUUAAUGAAUUAAAGAAGGGCACAAACAAACAAACGUUGCACUUUACAGAAGUUUACCUUUUAGCCAAAGCAUUUAGAUUCAUAAAGGGAGCGGAUACCUUCGAUUAUAACUGUUUGGUCCUAGUACAUUGAGUGUGAAUGGUGUCUUUUGAGCACCGAAGCAGAGGAGAAAUAAAGGGACCACAGCACAUAAAGAGUUUUAGGGGAAGAGUAGAUCCAGAGUUGUUUUAGGAGACCGUGUUCGUCUUGUGCCUUUACAUGUGGAUAAGCUGUGUGUAAAAGAGAAUGCAGUCUGUGAGUAUAACCUGAAAGGGUCACUUUAAGUUUAACAUUUUGGAAAGUGUGCUUUUUAGCUUUCUGGAAGAGUGUAGAGGCUCUGAAAUGACUCAAAUCUAAUCCCAGAGUUAGUGACUGAUGCCAAAGUCCUUCUAGACGAAAGCUAUGUUGAAACACAUCUGGGCACUUAUCUGAGCAUUAUCGAAAGCAUUAUUGAGGGGCAUGUCUGUCUGAUCAUUUAUAGCAUCUGUAUGCAAUCUAAAAUAAGGCUAACUUAUAGAAAAGGUGAAAUGGUUGUGGAACUUUCCUAUCAGCUGAUUAAAACCCCUCAUAUAUAUCUAAAUCUCUGUAUGUAAGUAGUAAAAACCCCACAGUGUAAUGACAGCUCUCUGUUUUGUAAGCUCUGAGCUGUUAAUAGCCAACCAGAGAGAAAGAAAGCUGUGACCAAGAACCAGAUGUUUUUAUUGAUCAGAUGAACCACAUGUAACCUGUUAAUUGCUAACUGCCUGCAGCGUAAACGCAGGGAUUUUGUGGAGCUAACUCCACCAGAAAGCGUUAAGCCUCUUUCUCCAAAUGCCGGCUCUUCUUUUACGAUGGCUUGAGGUUCAGGGCGUGCUCUUCUAGUCCAGUCUCUUCCUUAUCUGUUCGUUUCAUGCACAAAAAUGGAGCGCAGUGCAAUUUGAGUUACUUACACAUUCCUGUAUUAUGCUGUCCUUUCUUUCCUUUUUUCCUAAAUGGGACAUUAUAUUAAUAUUUGUACAUAUGAACAUGCGUCGUGUGGGGUUUUCCUCUUACAUGUCCAGUAUGAUUCCCACUCCAUGCUUCUGCUGCAGAUUUAGAUUGUUCACAGUUUGCUCUGUACUUUUGAUGGCAGAUGAAGAUGAAGUUGCCUUCAGGUGCAAUGUUACCACAGUGAGGAAGACUGCUGUGAUUUCUAAUGAUAUCCGUCCCAUUAUAUUAUGGACUUAACCGGAUGUAGCAUAACUUAUAUCGGAACCCUCACCCUCCUCACCCUCUGUUUAAUCAUUGUGUUGGUGAAACUCUUUACAUUGCUUCACACCUUAAACACACACCUGCAUUUGUAAAUAACUGUUGAAAGGGCUGUGUAGGAUAAUAAAGUGUCAUAAAGUGUUGGUGGUUUAGAAUCAGGUCUCUUCAAGAAUGGAUCCAUUUUCCUGUUAGACAGUGGGCGGUUUUUAAUUUACCCUGGUUUACCCUUUAUUUGGGCUUUGUUAGUUUUAAAUCACUUUCUUUACUUUUACAUUCAUAAAAUGAUUCUAAAUAAUUUGGUUAUUAUAUUGGAAAGCCUGUUUACUCGACCAUUAUCAUCUUCUUCUUCUUCUGAGAGA
Messenger RNA from Pundamilia nyererei, 11801 nucleotides. It is a transcript of the gene golgb1, whose product is annotated as golgin B1. The record is from RefSeq and is a predicted model, not a curated record. NCBI's taxonomy places the organism in Eukaryota, Metazoa, Chordata, Actinopteri, Cichliformes, Cichlidae. Gene Ontology annotation, cellular component: endoplasmic reticulum-Golgi intermediate compartment; membrane; Golgi apparatus. The transcript has 20 exons. Bases 1239 to 10082 code for a protein of 2947 amino acids.